Microthlaspi erraticum is the source of this 222-nucleotide messenger RNA. NCBI's taxonomy places the organism in Eukaryota, Viridiplantae, Streptophyta, Magnoliopsida, Brassicales, Brassicaceae. The record is from the annotation of a GenBank genome assembly.
AUGUCUCCUAACGUGUUCAAGAGGAACGGAAUCAGAUCGGUUUCGAGGAUGGAGGAGACGUUCUGGUGGUGGAUUGAGAGGAAUGUGAUUGCACCGGAGGCGGCGCCGAUGAUCGGUUUGUUUGAGUCUAAUGCGCUUAAACCGAGGAAAUUCGCGACGAUUGCUUCGGUUGUUGCUUGGUUUGGUGGUUUUGAUGAUUCGAUUAGCUUUAGCAUUUUGUGA